ACUGCACCCCGGCCACACUUUUGACGCACUUUGGCUUUCUGGUUUGCGAAAACAUUCGGCCAUUUUUGCAAACGGUUUCUGAAAGCCUUACACUCUGCAUCGUGUGUUUUCCGGUUGAGUUUGCAAGCGGAGCCGACUUUAGGGUCCAUGGCCUUUCUAGGGAGCGCAGUUCGCCGUGUGGUGUUGGCAGCCCGGCCUCCACUGUCUCCUUUGUGCCGAACAAGCACCCGGUCAUACAGCACAGAGCAAACCAAGGAGAAAAAUGUUCCUUAUGAGAAGACACUCAAACAGGAUGAAGGAGUCUCCUCUGGGCCCACCAAGCCUUUACCCAGGUCAGCGGAUGCGGUUGUCAUUGGAGGUGGCAGUCUGGGCUGUCAGACUGUCUAUCACUUGGCUAAAAUGGGUAUGACCAAUGUAGUUUUGCUGGAGCGAGACAGACUAACUGCUGGCACCACCUGGCACACUGCAGGCCUGCUGUGGCAGCUUCGUCCCAGUGAUGUUGAGGUAGAGCUCUUGGCCCACACCAGAAAUGUGAUCAGUAAAGACCUGGAGGAAGAGACGGGUCUCCACACGGGCUGGAUCCAGAAUGGAGGUCUCUUCAUAGCCUCCAAUAAGCAGAGGCUGGAUGAGUACAAGCGCCUUAUGUCGCUGGGUAAGGUUUAUGGCAUCGAGUCUUAUGUCUUGUCACCUGCGGAGACCAAGGACCUGUAUCCUCUGAUGAAUGUUGAUGAUCUGUAUGGAACCCUGUAUGUGCCAAAAGACGGCACCAUGGACCCAGCAGGAACAUGUACGACCCUGACCAGAGCUGCCUCGGCCAGGGGAGCUAUGGUGAUUGAGAACUGCCCUGUGACUGGAAUCCAAGUCAGGACAGAUGACCUUGGAGUGAAAAGGGUGAAAGCAGUGGAAACGGCUCAUGGGACCAUUGAGACACCCUGUGUUGUGAACUGUGCAGGUGUGUGGGCCACCAAGCUGGGGGAGAUGGCAGGGGUCAAGGUGCCUCUCAUUGCAAUGCAUCACGCCUAUGUAGUGACAGAGAGAAUCGAAGGUAUUCAGAACAUGCCAAAUGUGAGGGACCAUGAUGCAUCAGUUUACCUGCGCCUUCAAGGUGAUGCCCUGUCCGUGGGUGGUUAUGAGCAGAAUCCUAUCUUCUGGGAUGAGGUAUCGGAUAAGUUUGCUUUCAGCUUGUUUGACCUGGACUGGGAUGUAUUUAUGCAACAUAUUGAGGGAGCAAUCAACAGAGUUCCUGUUCUAGAGCAGACUGGCAUCAAGUCCACAGUCUGUGGACCAGAAUCAUUCACAGCAGACCACAAACCGCUGAUGGGAGAAGCUCCAGAGGUCAGAGGUUUCUUCCUGGGUUGUGGCUUCAACAGUGCUGGUAUGAUGCUGGGAGGUGGUUGUGGUAGAGAACUGGCUCACUGGAUCAUACGUGGCCGUCCUGAAAAGGAUAUGUAUGGAUACGACAUCAGACGUUUUCAUAACUCUCUGACCGACAACGCACGCUGGAUCAGAGAGAGAAGCCAUGAGUCAUACGCGAAAAAUUACUCUGUGGUGUUUCCCUUUGAUGAGCCGCUGGCCAGUCGGAACAUGAGGAAGGACCCCUUCCAUCAGGUGCUGACGGAGCAGGGCUGUGUGUUUCAGGAGAGACACGGCUGGGAGAGACCCGGCUGGUUCAACAAAGAUGGGCCCGCUCCUGUUAAAGACUAUGAUUACUACGGAGCUUAUGAGACCAAGAAGAACGUGAACUACAAAUAUAAUGAAUUGCUGGGCAAAGAAUACACAUUUGACUUUCCUCCACAUCAUGACGUGAUUAAAAGCGAGUGCCUCUCAUGUAGACACGGUGUGGCUGUGUUUGACAUGUCCUACUUUGGAAAGUUCUAUCUCACUGGACCAGAUGCCAAGAAGGCGGCUGAUUGGCUGUUCACUGCUGAUGUCAACAAGAAGCCAGGCUCCACUGUGUAUACCUGCAUGCUGAAUAAGAGAGGAGGGGCAGAGGCUGACCUGACGGUGAGCAGACUGGAGCCCGGCACUGCCAACUUGCCCCUGGCGCCAGAGUCCAACGGAGACGCGUACUACCUUGCCAUUGGAGGUGGUGUGGCAGAACACAACUGGAACCACAUCAGAACGGUUCUUCAGGAUCAAGGCUUCCACUGCCAUCUUACAGAUUUCUCUGAGGACAUGGGGAUGAUCAGCAUCCAGGGACCAAAGAGUCGAGCUGUUCUUCAGGAGGUUUUGGACACAGACCUGAGCAAUGAAGCUUUCCCUUUCUCCACACACAAAGUCGUGAAUGCAGCAGGGCAUCAGGUGCGAGCAAUGCGUCUGUCAUUUGUCGGAGAGCUCGGCUGGGAGCUGCAUAUUCCUAAAGACUCUUGCCUUCCAGUCUACAAUGCUGUCAUGGCUGCCGGUGCCAAACACGGCAUCAUCAACUCAGGCUACAGGGCCAUUGACUCACUGAGCAUAGAGAAAGGUUACAGACACUGGCACGCUGACCUACGUCCAGAUGACACCCCUUUAGAGGCAGGGCUGGCAUUUACCUGCAAACUAAAGGGCUCAAUCCCAUUCCAAGGACGUGACAUGUUGGAAAAACAGAAAAAGGAGGGGCUAAAGAGAAAAAUCGUGUGCUUUACCAUUGAUGAGAAAGUGCCAAUGUUUGGUCUAGAGGCCAUCUUCCGAAAUGGAGUUCCUGUGGGUCACCUGCGACGCUCUGACUAUGGCUUCUUUAUUGACAAAACAAUUGGUUAUGGAUAUAUCCGCAACCCUGAUGGAGGAGUGGUGAGUGCUGAUUUCAUAAAGACCGGGGAAUUUACUCUUGAGAGGAUGGGAGUGACGUACAAGGCCAAAGCCCACAUCAGAUCACCAUUUGAUCCUGAGAAUAACCGUGUCAAGGGCAUCUAUGCUUGAGGAGGACCACCUGAGGAACAGUGAAGAUGUGACGGGCAAUGUAACUGAUUCAUUUUACAUGAAUUUGCAGCUUUUUCCAUUUGUCAAACACUAAAGACAACAAAUCCUCAUCAGAUUAUAUACAAAAUGAAAUAAAAUGCUAAGCUUUACCACUAGUUUACGCUGGAUGUCUUUACCUGUCUUGGUAAAGAACUAUCAGCUAACUUAGUCAGUUCUCUACCUAGACAGCAGUUGCCUUAGAAACAUAUGAGUUUAAGUGUCCUGUACAAGGCCACAGAUUCUUUGUCUUUUAUUUUCUAACUCCCCGCUCAGCCUUGUAUGCUCCUUUCUGUUUACCUCGAUGUUGCCUGGUAACACAUGCACACUGGGCCGUUGGUACAUUUCAGUUCUUAAGCUUAGAAUUUUAAUUGGGAUAAUGUUUAAUUAAGUAAUGGAUACAGAUGUAUGUGCCGACUUAAAUUAAAUGCCAUACAUUCUUUUUAAGAAGUGGCCAGUAUCUCAUAUAUUUUAGCCAGAGACGGAAACACGCUAUUAUUUGAGGGAAUUUUAUAAUGUUGGCACUGUCCUGCUUCUCUUUUAAAGGUUCAGUGUGUAAGAUUCAGUGACAUCUACUGGUGAAAUUGCAUAUUGCACUGCCUGGCCAUCACCCUGACCCUGACCUAUGAUGGCUGCUAAAACUGCAAAAGGCCCUCAUUUGAGUAAUAAGUGCUUUUGUUGUGCUUUCUGACAAGCAAAUAAACAUUGCCUAUUCCAGUGUUUUGGCAAAGAAAUAAUGUCUGAACAUCCUAACACACCGGAAUGCAUCAUGUGACCAGGGAGGCUGGACAAUGGACUCGCUUAGAAAACAUUUUGUAGUACCAUGAUAAAAAGCAGAAUUUAACCACACAGUGACUAGAAGCAACGCUAAUGAUCACUUGUAAUUCAGUCAAAAUUGAUAAACUAAAGAAGCAAGAUUCCAAACUUGAGGCAUUUAACCACAUCACAACCUUUGUUCUACGAAUAGAGACGGAGUCUGAUCUAUUUCAAUGCACUUCUUUAGGAGAACAGGCUCAUUUAUGUGAAUAAACAAGUCACUUUGUGGAAACUGUUGGUUCCAUAACAAUCAGACGACCUCUGGGAUGAUCUUUAACAUCUUAUCCAAACACUAGGAAAUUAUGACGCCACCUGGUAAGAUCUUAAAUCAACUAAAUGAUCAUUUUGAGAGACAAAUUCACUUUUCUAUGAGCUCAUGAAAAACAAAACAAAGUAAAACCAAAAUGAAGAAGGUACAUGACUCUUCAAUCCAACACAUUGACGUCUCUUUGGUAAAACCUCAGAACUCCUAAUUCUUAAUAUUAAUGAACAUUUUAGGUGACAUUCUCAUGUUUAGAAGUGAAAAUACUACAUAUAGCCUGUUGAAGAUACCUUGUGUGUGGACACAAGAUAUGAAUUCUUCUUUUAUGAUACAGUCAUUAAAAAAAAAAAAGUUGUAAAUAUUAUAUCCCAUUUCUAUUACUGCAUCUUCCUAAAUCCCUGUAGAUCUUACAGACUGGACCUUUAAUUUGUCAUGUGAGGAUAAAGUGUCCAUGAGCAGUGUCCUGUGAGCAUACAAUGCUGUGUUUGGGGAACAGUCAUCUCACAUUCUGUAAGGCCUGCAGGCAGUUUGAGUCAGAUUACAACGACUGAUGUGUGUGCUGAUAAAAGUGAGUAAAAACAGACUUUUAUGCUUUCAUUUUGCUCAAUGCUAUCUAAAUCUUAAGCAGUCAGCCUCAAUGUUUAGGGGGAAAAUAUCCUGCGGCUCUGUAUCAACCGGGGACAAAACACUGCUGAAGAAGAAUGACAGAAAAAAAGAUGACAGUUAUCAGAAAGCAGCUGUUACUGAUAAACCCCCCUUGUUUCCUGUCUGUCCCCCAUUGCUGUGCACCGCAGCGUUAAUCUGCAGUUAAUGUCGCUUGCUGUCAUGCAAACUUGCUUUUAUUUUUUAUUUUUAUUUUUAAAAGAUUCAAUCUCAUACUAAUUGUGGUGCAAGAGGUUAGACAACACAUUUUGCUGCUUAAGUCCUGCUUUAGAACUGCUGAGAGGACUUUGCUGUGAAGUGGAUCAUAAAUUUAGAAGUCUCAAUGCAACUUAUUUCUACCUAGAAUUAUCAUAAAGCAGUAGAAACUGUUGAGAUUGUAUCAACAGGAAAGUAAUCAGUGCUAAGCCUUUUGAAAUGAUACUCGGUCUGCAACAUGGAUGCUUAGAGAAGGAAUAGGACUAGUGUUGGAUGGACUGCUGUAUGUUGGUCCAUUUGAUAAAUGCUUUAGAAAUGAAAUUAAAAAAUACAGUCUCUAGAAGUUUUUUGAGGUCAGCCAUUAAUUAAGGGAUUUUACACUUCAGAUUAUGGUGCUUAUUCAUUUACAGACUGUAUAUAACUAAAACUAUAAAAAAAAAAACAACAACCUUUUGCUAACAAGUAGCCUUUAGUAUUGCAUUGCGAUAAGCAAAGAAUUUAAGUCUCUUUGAUAGUACGGCUUUAAAAAAAAAAAAAAAAUAGUGUGUAGAUGUCUUCUGUUAAACUUUUUACACAAUGUCAAUCAGUAGAAGGUUUUUGAAAUGAGAUUGAAUUAAAUUUUCUAAUAUAUUUUUUAAAAGCAUGCAGGUACCUUUUUAAUUUUUAUAUAAAAACUGAGCAAAUGGACAAUAUCUGUUGACCAACUUGAUAAUUCAGUUCAUAUCAGUGUUUACUUACUUAAUUGUAACUAUGUAGUUUUAAUCUUCUUAACCUUUAUGUGGAAUUAUAUUUGCAACUCAUGUUUACGUCCAUUUUCAGUCGCACAGUUUUAGCUCAAUGAAAUGAAGCCAGAGUAGAGGUCAACAAUGCGUCUCACUGAACAAGCGUUUUGUAUGUAUAACUACUCAUCUCUCUGAUGUGUGUUGCUGCAUGUUCAGCUCAAAAUGUUUGCUAAUUUGAAAUGGUUCAUUGAUUCCACCCAAAAGACCAUUAAUCAUUGAAAUGGUUUUUCUCAGGAGUAGCUUUAGUUAAUACAAGAUUUAUAAUGGGAAGGAGACUGAUAAAACGCUGUCAAAACUGGCCCUUUUCCACCACAUGUUCAGAGGUUGCUCUUUUUUCCCUCAAGAUGGUUUAUUUCAUUUCUCUUCAUUAUUUAGUGUAACUUAAAUGUACCAAAGUCUUAAUGAUAUAAAUGAAGUAGGGUUAAUACUGAAGUGCAAAGAGUAUUGAUUUCUCUGUUCAAAUCUGUGCUAAUGGACACUGCAUUUAUUAUUCUUGUCAUCAAAUACAUUUUGACCAGUUGUGAGAACACAGAACUGUGAAAGGCACCAGUCCAAAUUGAAUCUUUAUGCUGCAACAGCCUUAUUUAUUCUGUCCAGAGCAGUUGAUGUUUUAAUAAAUUUCCUUUUAAC
Molecule: messenger RNA, 6282 nt
Organism: Sphaeramia orbicularis (orbiculate cardinalfish)
Lineage: Eukaryota; Metazoa; Chordata; Actinopteri; Kurtiformes; Apogonidae
Gene: sardh
Product: sarcosine dehydrogenase
Exons: 22
Coding region: 148-2898 (916 amino acids)
Cellular component (GO): mitochondrion
Molecular function (GO): protein binding
Source: RefSeq, a predicted model, not a curated record